This is a messenger RNA of Chrysoperla carnea, 1968 nucleotides long. Its product is annotated as protein arginine N-methyltransferase 9-like. The record is from RefSeq and is a predicted model, not a curated record. The transcript is spliced from 4 exons. Gene Ontology annotation, biological process: peptidyl-arginine methylation. Gene Ontology annotation, molecular function: protein binding; protein-arginine omega-N monomethyltransferase activity. NCBI's taxonomy places the organism in Eukaryota, Metazoa, Arthropoda, Insecta, Neuroptera, Chrysopidae. The annotation marks the transcript as partial.
AUGAAUAGUAAAAUAUUAGAAGUAUCAAAUAAUUCCCUUUUACAAGCUAAACGAUACACAAUAGAAGGAAAUUACGGUAGAGCUUUUGCACAUUAUUUAGUUUAUUUGGAGCUAUGUAAAAUAGAUCGAAAUAAAGUUGAAGAAGAAUUUAUUGAUAUCUUAAUAAAAUGGCUAGAUGUACUAACAUUACAUCAACGAAAUGAUGAUAUUCUAAACUGUUUACAAAGUGCAUUCGAGUAUUUUCCAAGAAAUUGUACGAUUUUAACAACUACAGCUCGAUAUUUAAUGCAAUGGAAUCAACAUAAAACUGCGAUGAACUAUUUAACAAUUGUACUGGAAGAAAAUGCAAAUUAUUUGCCAGCAAUGAAAUUACGCAACUAUAUUAUUAAUGUUAUAUUUGAAAGAUGGCAUAUUCGUAUGUUAAAUGAUAAAAAUCGUAACGAAUCAUAUCGUAAAGCAAUUGAACAAAAAAUAUCCGAAGGUUACAACAAUAUAUUAGAUAUCGGUACUGGAACAGGUCUUUUAAGUUUAUACGCUAAUAAAAGUAAAUAUCCAGUUGGAAGGAUAACAGCGUGCGAUAUUUCAAAUAUCAUGAUUGAGUUAUCCAAAGAAAUUAUGGAUGCUAAUGAUUGCUCAGUUGUAAAUUUAAUUGAGCAACGAUCAACUAAUAUGAUAGUUACUGAAAAAUUUAAUUUAAUUGUAACAGAAAUAUUUGAUAGUGGUGUUUUGGGUGAAGGAGCACUUGAUACUUUAAUUCAUGCUUGGGAUCAUUUACUUGAAUCGAACGGUAAAAUAAUUCCAGCUAACGUUGAAAUACAUAUAUCUGGUGUACAAUGUAACGAAUUAGCUCGAAAGCAUUCAGUAUUUACGAGUGAAAUAAAUGAUUUAAAUUUUGAAUCACUGAAAAUAAUUAACGGCGACAAUGAUCCGUAUGAAACAGAGGAUUUAUUUUGUUUUAAAGAUUGUAAAUAUAUUGCAAAUUUAACAUCUCCAUAUGUAGUUAAUUUUAACGAUGUGACACAGUUAAAAACGUUAUUAAACGGUGAACAAAUUCCAUUAAAUUUAGAGUGUAAUGAAAAUGGUGUGAUUCAUGCAUUUAUUCUUUGGUUUAAAUUAAAUUUAGAUGAUAAUAUUUCGAUUGAUAAUCGACCGUGUAUUGAAAAUCGUAAUUGUUGUUGGGAACAAGCUAUUUCAUAUAUUAUAUGUGAAAAAUCUGUUACACCUCUUAGGGUACUAGAUUUAAAUCCAUUUCCAUUCCUAGGAUUACUAUUAAUGAAAAACAGAGGUGGUGUUUUAAAAUGUUAUGCUCUCGAUAAUACUGUGCAGGAUUUAAUAAAAAAAGUAUGUGAAAUUAAUGAUAUUCAAUGUGAAUUAACGUUUAUUGAAAAUGUAGUGAAUUGUGAUAAUAUUUAUGAAAAAUUUGAUGUGAUUUAUGUAAAUGUGUUGGAAACGGAGGGUGAAUUGAAUCAAAAUACUUUAUUACAGUUGCCAUUAUUACAGCAUUUAAUUAAACCAAAUGGAAUGCUGUUACCAUCGAAUAUUUCAGUUUAUGGUUCCGUUGUAGAAUGCGAUUGGUUUAAGCGAGUUUCACACGUUGAUGAUGCAAAUGUCUCUGAUUUUCGUGUCUCAGAAUUUGUUAAGAAAUAUGAGAGUAAUGAACAACUGGAUUUUACAUUACGCCAUUUGAACUAUAAAAAUUUAACAGAACCAAGCGUGUUGACUUGCAUAAAUUUAAGUAAAUAUAAAAAUGAUACAAUUGGUAAGGAUCUAAGUAUAAAUGUCCAGAAUAAUGGUAAAGCCAAUGCGAUAUGUUAUUGGUUUGAAUUGAAUUUAUUAGAUUAUAAAUAUACUACCGGAUUUGAAAAUCCUAACGCUUAUGUCAAUAACGCAGCAUUUUUAUUGAAUCCUGAAUUAAGUAUGAAUGAAAAUGACAAAAUUACAUUACAAAUUAUUGAACAUAGUGGAUUA